AUGGCCGACUCUUUUGACGCCGAGGUGGACCCGACGGGAUCCACCAUGCUUUUGAUCAUGCCCGAGAGCUCCCCGCUUCUUGAGGCCACCGAGUUCUUGGGGUGGACGGCGACCACCGCCGGCUCCGACGGGAUGCCGCGCAAGGCGGCCCCUUGCGCCGCCGCGGCCCCCCUUCUCGCGCGCUGCCGCCAGGGCGCCGCGGGCCAGCAGCACCCGGGCCACCCGCAGUUUCUCGCUCUUUGCCCGUUGACGUUCGCGCUGACCGGCUCAGCCUGGUCGCGAGUGCUGGAGACCCUCGGUGAGGCGGGCCUCUUCGCCGCCCCCCUCCCCUCGAGCGACGACCUCCUGGACGUGCUCGCCGCGAUCGAGAUCGCCGAUCUCUCCCCCCUUGAGAUUGGCCCGGGCGUCGUCUUUCUGCGCCAAGGGGAGAGCCUCGAGCCGCCCCCACGCUAUGCCGCGGGCGCGGGCGACGCGCGGCUUAUCUUCGUCUCCGAGAAACGGCUCGGAUUCGGCACGCACGGGGCGUCCAACCUCUGCCAGCGCUGGGCAAACGCCAAGCUCGACCUCUACCGCGACGAGAUGGAUGAGGCUGAGUCGCAGGAGGAGCCCACUCCCGCCGCGGAGCGAUGGCGCGCCGCCCGUGUGAAGGCCCAGCGCGCCACCGGGCAGCCCUGCGUUCCCACUCGCCGCUACGAGGACUUCGGCACGGGCCCCGCGCCCACGACCACCUUCGUCUGCGCGCAGCACCGUCUGUACGCAGUGCACAUGUACACGGAUGACCCGGUCUUCAUCGUUGUGGGCGUCCAACGCGCCCUGCGCGCCCUGCGGCUCUGGCGACGCCUCACGGAUGAGAUGGGCCUUGUCAUGGCCAUAGCCGAGAAGCGCUCUCUCGGGAGCUGGACUCUCUGGAUCGGCGUCCUUCUGAUUCCGGCACUCGGGAUCGUCGUGGUCCCCCGCUCCAAGUUGCUGCGCGCCGCCCGGGCCAUCGAUGCCCUGCUCGCGAGCGGACUCGAGUUCCACGAGUACCGAUCGCUGUGCGGCCUGCUGGAGCACCUCCGCGCGUUGACGGGUAUCAAAAUUCUUCCCUACGAAAGAGGCCAACGGACCCGAGAAGGUAAUUUCUCGCAGCUGCGAGACAAGUUUUCUCGGAGCGACAGCCUCAAAGACAAAAGGGUGGAUGGGUGGGGGGCGAUUGCGGGCGAGCGCCAGCGCGCCCCAGGAACGGUGGGGUGCCCUCGACCGCGCGUCCGAGUCACUUGGGCGGACGAGCGAGCGGCACAUGGCCCGACAAAGAGAAAUCGGAGUCUGGCGACGAGAUCGAUAAAAGAAGUGCAGCGUUUCCUCUGA
Molecule: messenger RNA, 1347 nt
Organism: Emiliania huxleyi CCMP1516
Lineage: Eukaryota; Haptophyta; Isochrysidales; Noelaerhabdaceae
Exons: 1
Coding region: 1-1347 (448 amino acids)
Source: RefSeq, a predicted model, not a curated record